AUGAUAGUGAAAUGCUACGAGUUCGAGAACCUUGGCCUGAAACGGCUUAAAGGUGAUCUCUCAAUAAUUGCAGCUUUUGACAAAAUAUAUGACUUUAAUGACUACCUGAUCAACCUUCUUACCAAAUUCAACAUGAAAGCAGGAAGACGGAAGGCAAUGUGGAGGACCCUGUGUUUUGCAGUGAUUUUAACGCUGACUAUUUUUCUGUGGAAAAUUGUUUCAACUUUGAGCUUCAGAUUUUCGAUGCCGUUGACUCAUAUGACUGACUCGGAAAAGGUCUUGUCAGAAGGAGAAUUUUAUGUGCUGAAGAACGUCUUCAACUAUAAAGAGAGCCAGCAAGAACGUACGGGACUAAGAAUGCUCUCUGCACUCUACAAACAUCUACCAGCUGUUAGAGCAAAGUACUCAGUCAUGUCGCCACAAAUACCGAAGUUUAUUGCUGAACUCGAGGAAGAUUUAAAAGAAAAAGGCAUUACAAAAAAUCCUUGGAAAUUGGCACGUAAGUGGGCGAAGCCAGCCUCGCUGACCCCGGCGUCGGCCCCUGGUCUGGGCGACGUGCUGGCCGCCCUCUCAGCCGCCAACAUAACAUCUGCUGAUCUCAGCGACAAAGGAUCACAGCUCAAGAUUAUACUUCAACUUGAAGGAGGACAGACUGUUAUUUUUAAACCGAUGAGAUAUUCCCGAGAUAAAAGUUUAGAAGACGCCUAUUUUACCUUCGAUCGUCAUAAUGGGGAAAUUGUCGCCUUCCACUUGAGCAGAGUGUUAGACAUGCGAAUGGCACCUCUCACUGUAGGUCGAAAAAUAUCAUUGGAAACUGAAAUAUUGCCCGUUUCAACGCAAAGACUUUCGGACACAAUCUUUCGCAACGAGGAUGUAGAAAAUGUUCCAGUAAUAAGCCAACACCCCCUCCCCCACCCCGCCUGGUAUGUUUCAGACGGAGAUCUCUGCUUCUUCGGAAACUGUGUGUACUGCAACAAGAAAUGGCCAGCGUGCGAAAAGGACCAUAAUCUCGAGGGCGCAGUCAUCAUGUGGCUUCCGGCACAUUACAUAUCGUCAGAACCCCACCAUCCUUGGGGACGAACGUAUAUAAAAAACAAGCUAGCUGACUGGGAAAAGGACGAACACUACUGCCAGGCCGUUCUUCGCAACUUCCACCCGCGGAAACUUCUGGAUCUCAUUGAUGCGGCAGUUUUCGAUUUCCUGAUUCAGAAUGUCGACAGGCAUCACUUCGCUCAGACCUCGGGCGCGAAGGACUCUCCUGUGGUUUUGAUAGACAAUGCGAAAAGCGUUGGAAAUGCCUUUGUUGACUGGAUGGAUAUCCUCGCACCAAUUCUACAGUGCUGCAGAAUGCGGAGGACUACUUAUGAAAAACUCAUAUUCCUGAGCGGCGGCGGGUUAUCCCAGGUAAUGCAAGAACUACUCGAUUACGACCCCGUGGCACCUGUUCUCACGCCCGCCCACCUGCGCGCCUUCGACCGGCGGAUUUUGCACAUCUUGGCUGCUAUGAACGCCUGCAUGGUAGCGAAAGGGGGUUGGAAUGGCGUCCUCUUCUAAGGGGUAAAUUGUUUGUGGUUGAUAGUUAAAACAAAUGAAUGUGCUAGAUGACUAAUGGUUUAAUCAAAUAAAUGUGAUAAGACAAUGUCCUUUUAUAGGAGGGGUCAGAAACGUGGAUUUUUUUUUCUCUCUGUCGAUAUAUUCUAUAAAUGGUUGGGUGAAUAUUCUUGGUCCUGUGAUAACUUUCUAAUGUACCGUCGCUGAGUCACAAUGAUGAUUUAUUCAUUGAUUUUCAUGGUUGUUGGAAAAAAGGGCGACUUGGAAACAUUGUUGCUCAUCAAAUUUCCUAUGUGAUUCGGCUUGAUUUUGUCUCCAUGGUAAUUUUUCUGCGAGUGAAUAUUACGACUCUGGUUUUUGAGAGUGUGAUAAAAUUUAGAUAUUAGUUUUUAGGGAUAUUUUUGUAUGGCUAUGCGAUUGGGAAGUUAUGAAGAAAAUGUAUCUUUGGCAUUUGUCAAUUUCUCGAUCUGGUUAGUAAAUCGUGGGCAAUGAAGUUUUAAAAAUCCAAUGAAUAUAUGUGGCCGUUCAUUAUAUUUAA
This is a messenger RNA of Penaeus indicus, 2089 nucleotides long. RefSeq names its product glycosaminoglycan xylosylkinase-like. NCBI's taxonomy places the organism in Eukaryota, Metazoa, Arthropoda, Malacostraca, Decapoda, Penaeidae. Gene Ontology annotation, biological process: protein phosphorylation. Gene Ontology annotation, molecular function: phosphotransferase activity, alcohol group as acceptor. The transcript is spliced from 12 exons. The record is from RefSeq and is a predicted model, not a curated record. Gene Ontology annotation, cellular component: Golgi apparatus. Bases 1 to 1554 code for a protein of 517 amino acids.